Molecule: messenger RNA, 1737 nt
Organism: Corylus avellana
Lineage: Eukaryota; Viridiplantae; Streptophyta; Magnoliopsida; Fagales; Betulaceae
Product: putative serine protease EDA2
Biological process (GO): proteolysis
Cellular component (GO): vacuole
Molecular function (GO): serine-type exopeptidase activity; dipeptidyl-peptidase activity
Source: RefSeq, a predicted model, not a curated record
GAUUAGAAGCAUAAAAUAAAAUAGAAAACUAGAAAAAUCAUAAACUCAGCGUUUGUUAUCUUCCGUUGAAAGAAGAGAAGAGAAGAGAAGAGGCAAUGAGAACGACGAUGAGGCUGAGGUCGUCGACGCUGGUGUGGGUCGUGUUGUUGACGAUAUCGACCUUCGCUCAACAGCACAAUGGCCUCGUCCCGUCUCGGACUUUGCUCAACCAAUUGUCCGGAAGCGCCAAUUACUUGACCAUGGAGGAGCUCUGGUUCCAACAGACUCUCGAUCACUUCUCUCCCUACGAUCACCGCCGGUUUCAGCAGCGAUACUAUGAAUUCUUUGACUACUUUCGGCUUCCAGAUGGACCGAUUUUCCUGAAAAUUUGUGGUGAAUCUUCAUGCAAUGGGAUAGCCAAUGACUAUAUUAGCGUAUUAGCAAAGAAGUUUGGAGCAGCAGUUGUUUCUCUUGAGCAUCGUUACUAUGGGAAAAGUUCACCCUUCAAUUCGCUGAAGACAGAAAAUUUGAGGUAUCUGUCAUCUAAGCAGGCGCUCUAUGAUUUGGCUGUUUUUCGUCAGUAUUAUCAGAAAUCUUUGGAUUUAAAGCUCAAUAGAUCAAAUGUUGAAAAUCCAUGGUUCGUUUUCGGUAUCUCGUACUCGGGAGCGCUUAGUGCAUGGUUCCGUCUUAAGUUCCCUCAUUUAACAUGUGGAAGCCUUGCAAGUUCUGCUGUUGUUCAUGCAGUUUAUAACUUCACUGAAUUUGACCGGCAGAUUGGUGAGUCAGCUGGUCCAGAAUGUAAAGCUGCAUUACAAGAAACCAAUCAACUUGUUGAACAAAGACUUGCAACAGAUCAGAAAGCGGUGAAGACAUUGUUUGGUGCUGCUGAGCUCGUCAUUGAUGGUGAUUUCCUGUAUUUUCUGGCAGAUGCUGCUGUUACAGCGUUUCAAUAUGGAAAUCCAGAUAAACUAUGCUCCCCUCUUGUUCAAGCAAAGAAGGCUGGAGACGAUUUGGUGGAAGCAUAUGCCAAAUAUGUGAAAGAGUAUUAUCUUGGAAGUUUUGGUGUUAAAGUUCAAACAUAUGAUCAGAAACACUUGAAAAACACUGCUAUUACUGAAGACAGCGCUGACCGAUUGUGGUGGUUCCAAGUUUGUACUGAAGUUGCAUAUUUUCAGGUGGCGCCAUUAAACGAUAGCAUUCGCUCCAGCAAGGUUGACACAAGAUACCAUCUGGACCUUUGCAAAAAUGUCUUUGGAGAUGGCAUCUAUCCUGAUGUUGCUGGAACAAAUAUUUACUAUGGCGGCACCAAAAUUGCGGGUUCAAAGAUUGUUUUUACAAAUGGCUCACAGGAUCCCUGGCGUCACGCAUCUAAACAGAUUUCAUCAACCGAUAUGCCUUCCUACAUCAUUUCUUGUUACAAUUGUGGCCAUGGAACUGACAUGCGAGGAUGUCCUCAAGCUCCUUUAAGCAUUGAAGGGAAUGCCGAGAACUGCAGCUCUCCUGAUGCGGUUCACAAAGUAAGGCAAGAGAUUGUAGAGCAAAUAGACUUGUGGCUGUCGCAGUGCCAAGACUCAGCUAGGAGACUUUCCAUGUGAGGUUUGAGGAACAUACAUGUAUUACAUGAUUGUUUAACUAGCCUUAAUCCUUGUAUUACCGUCUGAACAGAUGAUUAUAUGCAAAUUUGUCGCGACAUUACGUCUGAAUAAAUGUUUAUAUGCAAAUCUGGUGCAGAUAUUGCCAGGCUGCCCUCUUUAUGUA